GCACCGCGGCUCCAUGUGGUGGUUACCUGUUUGGACUAAAGGGCCAGUUCACCAGCCCGAACCACCCCAGCAACUACCUUCCCUAACUAUACAAACUGUGCUUGGUACAGUCGCACAGGGGAGACCCAAAUCGUUCAGCUGGAAUUCCCCUAUGUCAGGUAAGUAGGCUCCUUAAAUGUUUAUGUAUACACUUGAAUCUGUGUGAAUACACUUAAAAUAUUCUUAAAUUAUAAUUACUUACCACUGAGCAAUAAUUUGUUUAUUUAAUCUGCCGGGACAGAUCAGUGAUCAUGACAUUUUACAUUUUAGUCAUUUAGCAGACACUCUUAUCUGGAGCGUCUUACUGUUAGUGCAUUCAUCUUAAGCCCCUAAGGUCGAUAUCCCACCCCUGCGGAAAUCUAAUUAGCAUAUUUUUUUUAUCCCCUUAAAAAUCUGUCAAUUUAAGCUAGAGAUAUCGUUUUUUUUGCAUUGGAUGCGUCUCAAUCACCGCAUCCGCCUAUGUCUCACUUCCGCAUCUACGGUGGAAGGUGACAGAGACAGAUAGUUUCUGUGGGAAAUAGAUAUGUCAUUAGGUUACACCCAAAAUAGCUGAUUAGGAAACCUCUGCACACUUAUGGUCAGUGCAAAUCCAGUGCCGAUAGACAAUCUAAACUCCCUUGAACUUUUUUCACAUUUUGUUGUGUUACAACGUGGGAUUGAAAUAGAUUUAAUUGGUCUACACAAAAUAUUCCAUAAUGUCAAGGUGAUAAGAAAAUUCUACAAACGUUUACAAAUUAAUACAAUUUUUAUAACUAAAAUAUACUCGCUGUAUAGUAUUCAUCCCCUUUGUUUAGGCAAGUCUAAAAUUAUUCAGAAGUAAAAUUUGGCUUAACAAAUCACAUAAGUUAUAUGGACUCACUCCGUGUGAAAUAAAAGUGGUUGACAUGAUUUUUGAAUAACUACCCCUUCCUCUGUCCCCCAUACAUACAACAUCUGUAAGGUCCCUCAAUCAAGUCUUGAUUUUCAAGUACAGAUUCAACUACAAAGACCAGGGAGCUUUUUGAAAGCCUCAUAAAGAAGGGCAGUGAUUGGUAGAUGGGUAACAAUAACAAAUCAGACAUUGAAUAUAUCUUUAACCAUGGUCAAGUUAAUCAUUGUGCUGUGAAUGAUGUAUUUAACCACCCAGACACAUAAAAUAUGUAGUCGUCCUUCUGAAUUGAGCUGCAGGACAGGAAUGGAACUGCUGAGGGAUGUCAACAUGAGUCCAUUGGUGAUUUAAAAAAAGAUACACAGUUCAAUGGCUGUGAUGGGAUUUUUUUAUUUUCAGCUGUGGCAUUCGGACCCGAGGUCACCAGAAAAAUCCCUGUUGCUUCCAAUUGUGGAGUCAGCAUUCUGUAACGACAGACGCUGGGAGACGAGAAGCAAGUACAGGGUUUGGUUUUAAUAAUAAAUAAACAUGAAACAAAACAAGAACAGUGUCUGGACAUGAUAAACAUAACAGCAUCAAUGCUGACUGGGGAAUGAACCUGAGGGAGUGACAGAUAUAGGGGAGGUAAUCAAUGACGUGAUGGAGUCCAGGUGAGUCCCAUAAUUAAGCGCAGGUGCGCUUAACGAUGGUGGCAGGUGUAUGUAAUGAUGAGUGAACUGGUGACCUCGAGCACCGGAGAGGGAGUAGAAGGGACAGAAAAAUACAUUACAGACAACAACAAAUACCAUUUACAUACAUUUAAAAACAUUAACAUGUAGUGUGUGUGUGUGUGUGUUGGGUGCUCAGCUAUCAGUUACACAUGCAUGUCAAUAUAUAAACACAACAGGUAGGUCACAUGGGGGAGAGGCGUUGUGCCAUGAGGUGUUGCUUUAUUUGUUUUUUGAAACCAGGUUUGCUGUUCACUUGCGCUGUAUAAGAUGGAAGGGCGUUCCAUGCACUUAUGGCUCUGCAUAAUACUGUACAUUUCGUUGAAUUUGUUCUGGACCUGGGGACUUUGAAAAGACCCCUGGUGGCAUGUCUGGUGGGGUAAGUGUGUGUGUCAGUGAUGUGUGUAAGUUCACUAUAAAAACAAUUUUGAAUUUCCAACACAUUGUUUCUUAUAAAACCAAGAAGUGACGCAGUCAGUCUUUCCUCAACUCUCAGACAAGAGAGUGGCAUUCAUGGUAUUCAUAUUAGCCCACUAAUUACAAUGAAGAGCAAGACGUGCAUCUCUGUUCUGGGCCAGCUAUAGAUUAACUAGGUCUUUCUAGCGCUGCCAAUGGUGAUUCUAACAUGAAUUGUCUCGGGGGGUGAAUACUUAUCUAAUCAAGGUAUUUUAGUGUUUUAAUUUUCAUUAAUCUUUUAAAAAAUAUAUAUAAUUUUUCUUCAAUUUUUGACAUAACAGGGUAUUUUGUGUAGAUCGUUGACAAAAAAUGACAAUGAAAUCCAUUUUAAACCCACUCUGUAAGACAAUAAAAUGUGAAGAAAUCCAAGGGGGGUGUAGACUUUCUAUAGGCACUGUAAAUCUGAAAUGUCGGAAUAAAUCUGAAAUUUGUAUUGAAAUUGCACAAAAAAACAAAAAAAGAGGACCAACUGCUGGAUGUUAUUUAGGAGAAGAAAUCAGAUAAUCAAUAAUACUUACCAAAUGUGGUCCAGUAACCUGAAACGAGAAUGUACGAGUAUUUGAGUAAAACUAUUUAAAGUCUUUGAGCGAAAUAGCCACUUGAAGCGCUACUACAACGCUAUAACCAUACCCAUAGUUACACACGAACAAUACUUACGAAUACAGAUAGACACCAAUAAACACAUAUACAGUGUAGUGAAUACAUUACCUUGAGCUCCAUGUGAGGCUAUCACAGAGCAAAGAACAAGAAGAGUGGUACCUUCCCCUUGACGAUGCCACAUUUCCAAAACAGGACGGCUUAUAUACCCAAAAGCAUGCAUUCAAACCUCCUUAUAGCACCCAUAAAGUCAUUGAAAGCUGAAUGUGAGAAAUCACUUAAUACUCAGUGUGUGAGAAAUGUCCCACCUGGGCUCGUGGUCAUAAAGUAGCCAGUUCACAUAGUGAACACAUUUAAUGACUUUCCGCAAACAAAAUUCAUGUACAUUUGGGCUACAGAAGGUCAGUAAAUGGUUUUAAGGAGUUUAUGAUAUAGCACAUAUGAAAGAAUUCAUUUUUAUGAUAAGGUGACGUACGAUUACUUAGAACAGGCUGAUAGACUGUCCGCAAAACACAAUGCGCGCCAUUUUGGCCUACAGAGGAGAAGUGAAUUGUUUUAAGGAGUUUGUUUAAGAUAGCUAGGGGAGACAAUCACAUUUCACAGUCAUAGUAAGUACAUUUUUCUUUAAUAAAGUAGCAAUGAGCAUAAUCAGUGCUUGUAAGAGGAGACAAGUGCGGGUGUUAGUGCAACAAGUAGUUAAUCAUGAAGUAGGUAUCAUAAAGUAGGUAAUGUAACAAUUAACAGCCUAUGGGAAAGGCCUAAACUAGUCACCAUCAUCGUAUUCCAUUCAUCUUUCCUGUCUUCGACCACAGUCUUGAGGGUGACUUCAAUUGUAGGUAUGAUGUAAUCUCUGUCUACGAUGGCCCUUCCACCAACUACCGACUGCUGGGGAAGCUGUGUGGAGGACAGAGCUCAACUUUUUACUCCACUGGAAGUUCAAUAACUGUGCAAUUCACAAGUGACGACUCCUCAACAUACAAGGGAUUUCAGGGAGAGUAUCAUGUAGUGGGUAAGGCACUGAGAUGAGGGAAACAUUCAUAAAGACAUUCAUUGCAUAGGUUGUCAGAGGUGGUAUUUUCUCCCUGAACUGAAAAUAGAUGCAAAUAUCGCAAAUCAUCAGGCCAUAUAAAGUGCUUUCUAUUUUACUCAUGAACUGAUACUGAUAUACACUACAUGUGUACUAAUGGUCUGUUCAUUUUAGCAGCUUGUUAUAAUUGCUGUGUUAUGAUCAGUGAAGCAUGCUUAAUCUGUUAGUUUCUCUUGUAGAUGGAGGUUCUUGUAGAUACAUCUGUGGUUAUCAGGUCGGCAACUGCUCCUGCUCAUCUUCCUGUGAAUACAGGGGAGACUGUUGCCAGGACUAUCAACGUAAGAGCAGGGAAUUAGGAUCAACUUUAGAAUAUUGUAACAGUGAGUGCUCUUCCUCCGUUAAAAUGUUCCCUUCGGUGCCAUUUUAUCUACUUUGUAUAGAGUACUGUCCUGGCACAAGCGCAGAACCCAACACAGAUGCUCCAACCGAAAUACCUGCAACCACAGGCAUUUCACCCCCAAAACUCAAACCUGUAAAACCUUCAGCUUUGCCAGCAUAUAGUUUGGUGACCUGUGUAGAAAAUGCUGACCAUAUCAAUAGUAAAAUGUGCAUGUUUUAAACAUUUGGCCUCACAAGUGAUAUUAUAGUUUCUAAAUUGCUUUCUGUCCUUCAGCUCAGGCUUGCUGUAGGUACAACUGUGGUUACUAUUUUGGAAGCUGUUCCGGCUCCAGCUCCUGUCAAUACUAUGGCUACAACAGUAUGAGUCUAAUACAGUAGAUCAGAAGGUUCAGAUAUUCUCUGUGAAAAAGCACACUACAAAGAUGGAAAGAAUGUGGAUACAUUCUGGGUAAGAAUACAAAUACUGUAUCUGCCACCAAGACUUGGGUUGCUCUUCAAUUCUAAAAUAAGUCUGCAAAGUCCCAGGUAAUCAGAAAAUAACAUUGUAACAGUGGGUGCUCUUCCUCCAUUAAAAUGUGAACUUUUGUGCCAUUUUAUCUACUUUGUAUAGAGUACUGCUAUGGCACACCUGCAGACACAACAGCAGCUCCAAGUCCUGUAGCAAACUGAGGUAUUUAUUCAGCUGUGUCAGAAUUUUGCUGUACAACUAGUGUAGUUCAACAAAAUUCACAUAAAUAAUUUUUCCUAUUUCAAAGCUUUUUGGAAAAUGUAACAUAAUGUAACAUUAAAAAAAAAUCAUAAAUAAUCAAAUGAGUUGUUCAUGUAUCAAAGCUUUGGUCACACAAAUAAAAAGUUAACUGGAUUUACAGGAACUUUGAGUAGGGCUUUCUGUCCUAUACAACAGUGGUCCUCUGUAGCUCAGCUGGUAGAGCACGGCGCUUGUAACGCCAAGGUAGUGGGUUCGAUCCCCGGGACCACCCAUACACAAAAAUGUAUGCACGCAUGACUGUAAGUCGCUUUGGAUAAAAGCGUCUGCUAAAUGGCAUAUUAUUAUUAUUAUUAUUACAACAGAUUAGAAUUCCUGUAGGGACAACCAUGGCUCCAAUGGCAUGAUCUGCUCCUGCACCUCAUCCUGUCAAAACCAGGGCAACUGUUGCUAUGACUACUAUGGUAUGGUAGAGAAAGAGAUGUUAAAGACUUUAGUUUCUGAUUAUUAACAGUGUGGCGGUGCUCUUUGCCUACGGUAAUGUUCAUCCCAGUGUUAUUGCCUCUUCUUCUCACAGGUUAUUGCCAGGGCACAAUAGACUAAUCUUUGGCCACAGCCACAGGUAUUUAUCUUCCGUAAUGUCGAUGUACAUCGAGAUUACUGACCUGUCACCUACGUAAAACAUGAUGACAAUAUAAAUAAAAAAUAAAUAAAAUAACAACAAAUGCUUUAAACUUUGGUCACAAAUGAAAAAUCUACUGGAUUUAGCCUACAGUAACUGUGAGUAAUGGGUCAUGCUGUCUGUCCUAUACAGAAGGUUAGGGUUCCUGUAGAUACAACUGUGGCUCUAAAGUUGGUGAUUGAUCCUGCACCUCAUCCUGUUGAUACUAUGGCAACUGUUGUCAUGACUACAAUGAUGUUAAAGAGUUGUCUUUGAUUUUUAGUACUUGGGAAGGUUUUCUUUGUCUAUGCUAAAAAGUGUUAAACAAAUCAAAAUAUAUUUUAUAUUUGAGAUUCUUCAAAUAGCCACCGUUUGCCUUGAUGACAGCUUUGCACACGCUUUGUAUUCUCUCAACCAGCUUCACCUGGAAUGCUUUUCCAACAGUCUUGAAGGAGUUCCCACAUAUGCUGAGCACUUGUUGGCUGCUUUUCCUUCACUCUGCCGUCCGACUCAUCCCAAACCAUCUCAAUUGGGUUGAGGUCGGGGGAUUGUGGAGGCCAGGUCAUCUGAUGCAGCACUCCAUCACUCUCCUUCUUGGUCAAAUAGCCCUUACACAGCCUGGAGGUGUGUUGGGUCAUUGUCCUGUUGAAAAACAAAUUAUAGUCCCACUACGCCCAAACCAGAUGGGAUGGCAUAUCACCGCAGAAUGCUGUGGUAGCCAUGCUGGUUAAGUUUGCCUUGAAUUCUAAAUAAAUAAAUCACAGCCAGUGUCACCAGCAAAGCACCCCCACACCAUAACACCUCCUCCUCCAUGCUUUACGGUGGGAACUACACAUGCAGAGAUCAUCCGUUCACCCACACCGCGUUUCACAAAGACACGGCGGUUGGAACCAAAAAUCUCAAAUUUGGACUCCAGACCAAAGGACACAUUUCCACCGGUCUAAUGUCCAUUGCUCGUGUUUCUUGGCCCAAGCAGGUCUCUUCUUCUUAUUGGUGUCCUUUAGUAGUGGUUUCUUUGCAGCAAUUCGACCAUGAAGGCCUGAUUCACACAGUCCCCUCUGAACAGUUGAUGUAGAGAUGUGUCUGUGACUUGAACUCUGUGAAGCAUUUAUUUGGGCUGCAAUUUCUGAGGCUGUUUUGGUUGGAUGGAGUUUUGGCCUGCUUGGUGACAUCACUAGGUGGUUAAUUAGUUAAUAGACCAAUAAGAAAGAGUUCCAAACCUCUUGGCCAGUAACAGCUAGUUUUCAGUUUUCCCCUCCCCACUCAGAUCACUCCCAGUCAGAGCUAGCAAAAAUGUUGCUUCAGAAAUUGUUCUUUGCUAAGAAGCUAUUUUUGUUUUCUUUUUGACCAUUUUAAUUGAAAACAAUCACAGUAGGUACUUAAUUGUUACUCAGUAAUGAUUUGAUAUUGAAAUAAAAAUGGCUGCAUUGGACCUUUAAAGCUUUGUUUGCACAAGUGUUGUUAUUUUAACUAACUUAGUAAGGACAUUUAUUUUGUCCUGCAGGGACUUCCUGUAGGUACAACUGUGGUUACAAUUUUGGAAGCUGUUCCUGUGCCAGCUCCUGUAAAUACUAUGGAAAUUGUUGCAAUGACUACAGCAGUAAGCGUCCGAGACAAACAGUAGAUCAGAUGGGUCCUGCUACUCUCUGUGAAAGAGCACACUGUAAAGAUAGGAAAAAUGUGGAGAAAUUCUGGGCACAAAUAGUAAUUCCUGCUGCCAAGACUUGGGUUGCCCAUCCACUCUAAGUAGGCCUGUGUAAAAUAUCUACCAGAUAAUCUGAAAAUUAUAUUGAGUCAUACAUUCAGUUAAUAUGCUGUAGAAGUGUAGCUUUAAACAAUGAAACCUGAACAAUGAAUACAGUAGUACCAGUCACACUCCCUAACUGACUUUAAGCACAGUUGCAUUUACUCCAGUUUGGUCUGGAUAUUCCUCAUUCUUAUGUUUUUCUUCACACAGCAUACUGCCCACCACCACACCAGAUAUUCCAGCCACAUCAGGUAUUUCAACUUCCCAUAACAUCCAUUAAAAAAGGGGAUUCAAUAAGCUGUAUAAUGACAGAAUAACACAAGUAGAUGUCAAUGUGUAACUAACUAAACCUUUCUUGACACUGAAUGUGAUUUACUGUAGAAUAUCUAUAGUGAAUCACAUUUGGUGUCGAGAUGUCUGACUCUUGAAUUCAUUAAAAUUGAUUUUGUGUUUCAUUUCUCGUCCCGAGUCUCAGGGACUCGCCCCACCUGUGGAGGAAACCUGCAUGGCUCUGGUUCCAUCUCCAGUCCCUACUUUCCAGAAUAUUACCAUGACAACACCUACAGUGUAUGGCACCUAUCAGCCCCCUCUGGCCAAAGGACCUUCCUGUCGUUUACUGACCUGGAAUGAGUUAAGAUUCCUCUUCAGAAAUGGUUCCUGUGAUUACCCUGGUUUGUUUCAUCUUAAUGUAAAAUAUUUGAGAAAGCUUCAGAUUGACAGUUCCCUUUCAAUAACAAUCUAAUGGAUUUCAAUAAUUCUGAAUGUGCAUUAAGACAGAUCUUGAAAUGGAGUUCACAUUGCUCCGACUACUCAGGGGUCAGCAGAGGCUUCAGGGCCAUGUUCAGCAGGUCCCUCACCAAACCAAGGUAGCCUGAGAGUGAUAAUCUGGUGCAGUUAAUCAAACACUGAUCAUUUAUCUCAGGUAUUAUGACAUAGAUAUUAAAGCUUAGGAGCCUCAGGUUGGUUUUAUUUAUGCUGUUGUGUUUCAGGUCGAGUGUACUGCUCCUCAGACAACAUGAACAUCGUGAUUCAAAGAUCCUACCUGAUCUCAAUGGGCUACGACGCCUACAACUUGUUCCUGAAUGACCAGCACCUCAGGUCAACAGCUAGCAGGUGGUGCUCAGUUUCCCGAUCAACAUCUGUGGGACCCAACGAAUGGUAAAUUAAUUCACCAAAAGCAAAGAGAUUACCACAUUAUGUUUGGUAUGUAAAAAGCCACAUAGAGCUCUAUCUAGUGUGCUGCAAAUCAUUUUUAUAUUUUAUGAACAGUGGAUAUAGUCACAUCAACUAGCAUCUACAUUUUCCAAUCACUUUCUGUUUCUUGUCCAAUAACUUUUUUUUGCCUCAAACUCUAAACAGUUUGAAAAUGGGAGAGUAGAUUACACCAACGCCGUCCGUGCCUACCGGUCCGACUCAGGUGAGAUCACACACCAGUCUCAUUUCAUGCUGCGAGUUGAGUGUCGUAUGGAGCAGGACACCAUGGUCCAGAUUAUGUACAAGGCCAAGCACGAUGGGGGUAACAGUACCAUCACAGGCAUGGGAAGAUUCAAUGUCACAAUGGCCUUCUUUCCCAGCAGCAACUUCUACACCCAGAUAGCCCAGACUCCAUACGAGAUUACCCUCAACCAGAACUUGUACAUCCAUGUCCGUCUGAGGAGGUCAGACAGCAGCCUACAUCUGUUCCUGGACACCUGUAUGACCUCUCCCUCCCCUCAUGACUUCCAAACCAGAUCCUACGACCUGGUGCGCAACGGGUAAGAGACAGGCACUGCUGACCUGCAGAGGUUGUUGUAGGGCCAUGAGAUAUUGCGGAGAAGGAAACAUUCUGGGUCCUAUACCUUAUCAACAAAUGCUUAUUCUUCAAGGAUCUUGAUAAAAUAAACAUUUGUUUCUGAUGCAUCCACAGAUGUAGGAGGAACCUGACCUACUACUCCUAUACCUCUGGUACCAGUGGCUACGCCUGCUUCACCUUCCAGGCCUUCAAGUUCCUGCGAGUUUGUGUACCUGCAGUGUAAGGUCACCAUCUGUUAGGCCACCGACUACAACUCCCGCUGCCGCCGAGGCAGCCGCACCCACAAGGCCAGGGACCCUCCCAGGAGAGCCACACCAUGGUCC
Molecule: messenger RNA, 9322 nt
Organism: Coregonus sp. 'balchen'
Lineage: Eukaryota; Metazoa; Chordata; Actinopteri; Salmoniformes; Salmonidae
Source: the annotation of a GenBank genome assembly